AUGAACAUGAAUAUGAAUGUCUUAAUGAGGAUAGCCAUAAUAAUAAUAAUUGUAUAUGGAACAGAUGUAGUAGUGGUAGUAGAUUAAUGUACUUGCGAUAAACUUUUAUCAUAAAUGGAUUGUAAAAGUAAGAAAGGAUGUGAUUGGUCAUCAAGAGGAUGUUAAAAAUAAGAUUCUGGAGAUGGUUCAAUAGAAGGAUACUGUGGAUUAAUAAGUGAUGGUAAUAGUUGUGCAAAGACAAAGGGAUGUGCAUAUGUAGAGUCUAAAUGUUAAAUAUUUGGUGGUUGUACAGCAUAUAAGGGUGUAAAUAAUGUAGAAUGUUAAUCAAUAUCUAAAUUUUGUAAUUCUGAUGGAGAUGCGUUUUGUAUAGAACCAGAAAGUUGUAAUUCAUAUAAAACAUUAGAAGAAUGUACAAGUAAAGCAAGUAAUGGUGGGUCAGGUAUAUGUGUUUGGGAUAACAGUUGUAGAGAAUAGAAAUGUAAUGAAGCUGAUAUUAGUUUAAAUACAGAUGAUAAAUGUAAUAAUUUUAUAAAGGGUUGUAUAACAAAAGGUAAAGGAUGUACAGAUAAAUUGGGAUUGUGUUAAUCAUAUAGUGGAGAUAUAGAUAGUUGUGAAGGACUGAAAGGCUCAGAUGGUUAUUGUAAAGGAGUAGAAGAAAAAGAUAAAUGUAAAGUAAAAGAAUGUUUAGAUGCUGAUUCAACAAUAACAACAGAUGAAGAUUGUAAUAAAUAUUAAAUUGGUUGUAUAACAAACGGUUAUGGUUGCACAAAGUCUCCUUUAGGAUCAUGUACAACUUAAACAGGAGAUGAUAUUAUAUGUUCUAAAAAGAUUGGUUAAGAUGGUUAAUGCAAAGGAGUAGUUGAUGGUAAAACAUGUAGUGUUGUUGAAUGUAAAGAUGCACCUAAUACUUAUUCAACUAAUUUAGAUUGUGAAAAAUACAAAUCUGGUUGUAUUACUACUGGCAAAGGAUGUACUCAUUUAUUAGGAACUUGCACUUCAUAUAAAGGUACUAUAACAACAUGCCAAGGAUAUAUUGGUAUUGAAGGCAAGUGUAAAGGAAUAUCAGAUGUUGAAGAAUCAUCAUGUUCAAACAAAGAUUGUAAAGAUGCUGAUUUAACAUUUGAUACUGAUGAAUAAUGUAAUGAAUAUUAACUUGGAUGUAAAACUACAGGUAAAGGCUGUAUUUCUACAUUGAAAGAUUGUUCAUCUUAUACUGGAAAUCAAACUAUCUGUAAUGGAUAUAUAGGAAUUGAUGGAAAAUGUACAGGUGGAACUACGAAUGGUAGUUGUUAUCCUAAAAAAUGUUCAGAUGCUCCUACUACAUUUAUUACUAAUCAAGAAUGUUCUGAUUAUUAAACUAAAUGUGUUGCAAUUCCCACUGGAGGAUGUAUCUAAGCUGGAGAAUGUAAGACUUUGAUUAUUUAAAAUUAAUGUGAAGGAAAAUCUACAUGUUAAUGGAAACCAUAAUGUGUAUCAAAUGAAACUUGUUCUGAUCUCAAAACUGAAAUACUAUGUAAAACAGUAACUUUAUAGGAUAAAAAUACAUGUUGGUGGGUCAAUAGUACUUGUGUUCCUAGAAUUUGCAAUCAAGCACCUGAAACUUUUGAUACAGAUUCAAAAUGUGAAACAUUCUUAAACGGUUGUUUAACAAAUAAAAAAGGUUGUGUAGAUUCAACUGCUAAAUGUACUAGUUAUAAAGGUAAUAAAACAGCAUGUUAAAGUUUCACUAUUAAAUGUACAAAUAGUGAUGAUGCAACUGAUACAAGUACAUGUAAAGAUCCAGUUUGUAGUGAGAAUAAUGAUGCUACUACAAAUGAUGCUUGUUAAUCACUUCAUAGAAAUUGUUUAACAAAUGGAAAAGGAUGUAUUUCAAUAAGUGAAAAUUGUAGUUCAUAUCCAGGAACAAGUAUCGAGAUUUGUGGAAAGUUUAAAGGUAAUAAUUAAUAGAAUCCUUGUUGGUGGAAGUUAGGUAAUUCUUGCUUGGAUAAAGUUUGUACAGAUGCUGACACUUCAUAUAUAAGUGAUGAUGGAUGUGAUAAAUUUUUAAAAGGGUGUGUAACUACUGGAGCAGGAUGUAUUGGAAAAUCUGAAGAAUGUAGUGCAUAUAAGGGAUUAACUUAAGAAGGUUGCUUAAAAUUAUCUAAAGGUUGCUCAAGAAGAGAGAAAUGUACUGUAGAGAUUACUUGCGAUAAAAUAGAUAAACCAACUUCAUAAGAAAGUUGUGAUGCCAUUUUAGCUAAUAGAUGUAUAUUUGUAAAAGAUAAAUGUUACUCUAUUGGAAAUUGUAAUACUUAUCCUGGUAGUUCAGUUGAAGAUUGUAAGAAUCUAGUAGAUUUAAAUUAAGAAAAAUGUUAUUGGACAAUUGGUGGUUUAUGUACAAAUAGAGCUUGUUCAUAAAUAUAAAAUCCAUCAGAUUUAACAGUUUGUGUAUCUCAUAUUUCUUAAUGUGCAAAAUCUAAGGAUGGUACAAAAUGUAUUGAUGUUGAUACAGAUAAUUGUACAGAUAUAGGGAUACCUAAUCCUGCUAAUGAAGAAUAAUGUUAAAAGUACCAUCCAAAAUGUCAUUUUGGUAUAAUAGGUGGAAUUGAAAAAUGUACAAUAGCAAAAAGAUGUAGCUAAUAUGGUCCAUCAAAAGAUGCCUCAUGUUCUACAUUGAUUGCACUAGGUGUUUGUAAAUAAAAUUUAAAUGAUAAUGACUCAUGUUUAGAUGAUACUUGUAAUAGUUUUGCUAAUGAUUAAACCUUAUGUAAAUCAAAAUCAGCUUAUAGUGUUUCUGCUGGUCUACCUAUACCUUGUUUUUAUUUUAGUGAUAAUGGUACUGCAAAAUGUGAAAUAAAAUCAUGUGGUUCAGCAAUAUCUCAUCUUGGUUCUGUUUCUUCAUUUGAAGAUUGUAAUAAAUAUUAUGAUAAUUGUGUCUAUUCAAAAGAAAGUGAUGGUAAAUGUGUUGAUGGUGGAUGUACUGCUAUUAUGGGUUCUUAAGAUGAUUGUUUAUAAUUAAAAGGUAAAUAUUCUAAUGGAUCUAAAAAUGAAUUUAGACUAUGCUAUAAACAUAACAAUGCUGGUAUAUCUAAUUGUGUUGAUAGAAUAUGUUCUUAAAAGUAAGGAAAUACUGAUGUUAUAUGUUAAGAAUGGCUUCCUACUUGUAAAACUGAUGGAUAAAAUUGUGUUGAUAUAACAACUGCUUGUACAAUAAUGAAAGGAACUAAUGAUAGUUGUAAAUAACUUACUGGAAUCGUUUUUGGAUCCAAAUGUUAAGGUAAUACUUCUAUUCAAGGAGAUUGUGUUGCAAAAAGAUGUUAAGAUAAUGGAACAGCCAAAACUGAUGAAGAAUGUAAUAAAUUUUUAAGUGGUUGUAUAACAACUGGUAAUGGAUGUAUUGAAAGAACAACCACAUGUGCUAAAUAAUGGGGAAAUCAAAGUUUAUGUAAAUUAUUGACUGGAAAUGAUAAACCAUGUUGGAGUUUGUCUACUACAAAUAAAGAACCCUGCAUUGAUCGAAUAUGUUCACAUAACAGAGAAGCUUAAACUAAUGAUGAUAAAAUAUAAAUUGCAAUUGUUAAUGAUAUGCAAAAUCAUUUGAAAUUUAAAUUUUUUUAAAUCAUUUAUUAAUUAUGUAAGCAUAAAAAUAAAUAAAGUAAAGAGUUAUCAUUUAUAUUUAAUGUAAUUAAAAAUUUAAGUUAUAAAGUUGAAUAUUAGAAAUAAUAAGAUUUUUAUUUGUAGAAAAUAUUUUUAUAUCGGUUAAAAUGA
Molecule: messenger RNA, 3747 nt
Organism: Paramecium sonneborni
Lineage: Eukaryota; Ciliophora; Oligohymenophorea; Peniculida; Parameciidae
Source: the annotation of a GenBank genome assembly